This is a messenger RNA of Sinocyclocheilus rhinocerous, 294 nucleotides long. RefSeq names its product roundabout homolog 4-like. Lineage: Eukaryota; Metazoa; Chordata; Actinopteri; Cypriniformes; Cyprinidae. Gene Ontology annotation, biological process: cell-cell adhesion. Gene Ontology annotation, molecular function: protein binding. The transcript has 2 exons. The annotation marks the transcript as partial. The record is from RefSeq and is a predicted model, not a curated record.
UCCCCAGCGUGCCACCUCAGGAUGUGUCCAUAACAAUGCCCACUGACCGUAACGACACUGUGCACCUCAGCUGGGAGCCUCCACCUCAUGACGCUCACAAUGGAAUCAUUCAGGGAUAUCAGGUGUGGUGUGUGGAGUCAGAGGAACAGAAGACUUUUAACUGGACGGUGGACAGUGGAACACACAGUAUUGAGAUCAGCACACUGCUGCCCGGAAAGCUGUUCUGGGUCACGGUGGCUGCCGUUAAUGGGGCAGGAGUGGGGGUCCAAAGCAACCCAUACAAACUGCUCAUAG